Elaeis guineensis (African oil palm) is the source of this 2395-nucleotide messenger RNA. Its product is annotated as protein SIEVE ELEMENT OCCLUSION B. Lineage: Eukaryota; Viridiplantae; Streptophyta; Magnoliopsida; Arecales; Arecaceae. Gene Ontology annotation, biological process: phloem development. The record is from RefSeq and is a predicted model, not a curated record.
UCUGAGUCCUUGUUUUGUGCAGCCAUUGUGGUGGAAAUGGCAACAUCAACACUGGCAUCCGCGGCGGCGGCGGCGGCACAGAAGUUGCAAAUGAUUAAGGGAGAGCGCCACCUCUUCGCGUCGUCCGAUGAUAAUAUUGUGAUGAAGCAAGUCCUUGCCACGCAUUCCCCUGACGGCCGUGAGGUCGAUGCGAGGCCAUUGUUCCAACUCAUCCAGGACAUCCUGCAACGAUCGACCCCUACUGUUGUAGUGACUCCCCAGACUCACAUGGAGGCUGUGGAAGACAGAGCACAUCACCCUGCAGUUGCCGGAAUGCUCGAAGCUCUUGCAUACACCAUCCACAGGAUUUCUAGCGAGAUGAUAUACAAGUGCACCAGUGGUAGUGAUGCCCAUGCAACAACACUUUCCUUGUUCAACAUGCUGUCAAGCUACACAUGGGAUGCAAAGGUUGUCUUGGUCCUGGCAGCUUUUGCAGUGGACUAUGGGGAGUUCUGGCUCACUGCCCAGCUUCAUACUGUCCAUCCCCUCGCGAAAUCUGUGUCACUGCUUAAGCAGGUCCCUGAUAUUAUUGAGCACACCGAUGUUCUUAAGCCGCGAUUCGACACCAUCAACAACCUCAUCAAGGCCAUGCUGGAUGUCACAAACUGCAUUAUUGAGUUCAAGGAGCUCCCCUCGGAAUACAUCUCCCCUGACUCCCCGGACAUGGCGAUGGCCAUGGCCCAUAUCCCGACUGCCGCCUACUGGGCCGUUCGAAGUGCUGUAGCUUGUGCUACUCAGAUCACCAUGCUUAUUGGCCUUGGCCAUGAGUACAUGAGCUCCACCACUGAGGCAUGGGAAUUGUCAAGUUUAGCUCACAAAGUUAACAACAUUCAUGGGCACCUUACCAAGCAACUUGACCUGUGCCAAAAACAUAUUGAUGAGAAGAAGCACAUUGAGGCUUACCAGACACUUGUACGGCUCUUUCAGGCUGUCCACAUUGAUAACAUGAAGAUCCUUAAGGCGUUACUAUACUCAAGGGAUGAUCUUCCCCUCAUUGAUGGUACCAGCAAGAAAAGAGUUGGUGUCGAUGUGCUGAGAAGGAAGAUUGUCAUGCUUUUCAUCUCGGACCUCGACGUCGCCCAUGAAGAACUCUUAGUUCUUGUUCAGAUAUACAGUGACACUCAUCAAGGGAGGCUCGAGAGGCACUUUGAGAUUGUCUGGUUGCCAGUCCUUGACAGGCACCUCCCAUGGAACACCACAAAAGAGGAGACCUACAAUCGCUUGGCAUCCAUGAUGCCAUGGUAUUUGCUGCACGACCCUUUGCAGGUCGAUGCCGCUGUGAUCAAAUACAUCAGGGAUGUGUGGCACAUCGAAAAGAAGCCGAUGCUGGUGGUGUUGGAUCCUCAGGGGAAGAUAGUGUGUCCUAAUGCCCUCCACAUGAUGUGGAUAUGGGGCACUCUGGCCGUUCCUUUUACCAGUAACAGGGAGGAGGCUCUCUGGAAUGAGGAGACCUGGCGACUUGAAUUCCUCGUCGAUGAAAUCGAUCCUGCAAUACUGGCAUGGGUGAGAGAAGGACGGUAUGUAUGCCUAUAUGGAGGCGAGGAUAUCGACUGGAUACGAAGGUUUACUACAGCUCUCAGGCGUGUGGCACAGGAGGCAAAGAUCCCAUUAGAGAUGGUAUAUGUGGGGAGGAGCAAUCCAAAGGAGCGAGUGAAGAAAGCCGUGGCGACGAUCACGGCAGAGAAGCUCAGUGGCUACUGGCAAGACCCAGUGAUGGUGUGGUUCUUCUGGGUGAGGCUGGAGAGCAUGUGGCACUCCAAGAUGCAGCACGGCAAAACCAUUGAGAAUGACCCCAUCAUGCAAGAGGUGAUGACACUGCUCACCUACGACGGCAGCGAUGAGGGCUGGGCCCUCAUCAGCCGGGGGUCGGUGGAGAUGGUGAAGGCCCAAGGGAAGAAGCUCAUCGACUGCCUGACGGAGUUCGACAAAUGGAAGGCAGCUGUGGAGCAGGAGGGCUUUAUUCCAGCAAUGACAAAUGCAUUGUUGCCAUACCAUACCCAUGAGCACUGCACUCGUCUUAUCCUUCCCGGCGACACCGGCAAGAUCACGGAGAAGGUGGUUUGUACCGAGUGCAAGCGUCCCAUGGAGAAGUUCAUCUUAUACCGCUGCUGCAAUGACUGAAAUUAUCAUUAGCAUGCAUUCCAUUUCUCGGCCAUUGGAAGUUUGAUUUGGUGUGACUGAGGAGCAUGCUUUUCUAGAAGGUCUAUACAAACAGUGUGUUUUACCAAUGAUUGAAGUGUCUUGUGGUCUAUAUAUAUGAGAUCACUGUCCUUGCGUGGUUUUUCCAGUAUUGUAAUGUGUCUUUCAUUAUGGACCUAUGGUUCAAGUAAUAAAAUUUUGCUACUUUUCUACGAUA